AUCAUCUAGUCAUCGAUGAGUUUGAAAAAGUUGUAUUUUUUGUGAAACUUUUAUAGAUGGAAAUUACAUCUGAGAUAUGUUUUGUUUCGAUUGACUCAGUGAUGAGAAACAGUUGUAAAUGCCACCUAGGGCUGCAUGGAGGUGUUUGUUUGCACCUAAAAACUGGGGUUAUUUUUGGACCAUCCUGCCAAAUUUUGUGUCUCUAGGUUUUACGGUUAACUUAUGGUUUUUGGUAAAUGGUCUGCACUUAUAUAGCGCCUUUUUAACCUUACGGUAUUCAAAGCGCUUUACACUGCGACACAUUCACCCAUUCAUACACACACAUUCAUACACCAAUGACGGCAGAGCUGCCAUACAAGGUGCUAACCUGCCAUUGGGAGCAACUUGGGGUUCAGUGUCUUACCCAAGGACACUUCGUCAUGUGGAGUCAUGUGGGCUGGGAAUCUAACCGCCAACCCUGCGAUUAGUGGCCGACCCGCUCUACCAACUGAGCCAGUUGCUGCCCCCUGCCUAGACACUUUAAGGGCAGAAGUAGAAGAAUAAAAUCAGUACAAAUACAACCUUUUGGUCUUGGACCCCUAAAAAUAAUCUAAAAUAUGCAAUAUUACACUCAAAGUCAUGCUGUUGUACUGAAUAUAAACGGGUAAUCAUAGCCGUACUGAUUUUCAGUACAACAGAACGAUUGUGAGUGUGAAAUAGGUUCUACGACUGAGAAGUUCAUAUCGAGGAACUGUCAUUUUAGACACAAUAUUCUGCUUACAAUAUACUGUAGUUCCAAACAAAGCCAAAGUAUAUUUUUAUCAAAUAAAAUGUUCUUAUCUAUAACACAUAUUUGGUCUGCUGCCUCACUGUCCACUUGUCUUCUAUGUCAGCAACAUGAAAAGGAUCCUUAUAAGAGAGUGAUUUGGAACCCUCUUCAUAGGUAGCAACUCUACGCAACAUUCAAGUAGCAUUACUCAUGUGCAGCAUAUUUGAAACUCGUCUUCAACUAAUUUCAAUACAGUUGAAGCAAGAGAAAACGCCUGAUCUAUUCCAAAUCUCUCUCCAAUCCAUAAUGAGCAAAUUCAGUUCUUAAUCUUCCACAAUCAGACCAGCUUGCGUGUGUGUGUGUGUGUGUGUGUGUGUGUGUGUGUGUGUGUGUGUGUGUGUGUGUGUGUGUGUGUGUGUGUGAGUGAGUGAGAGACACAGACAGACAGACAGAGGGAGUGAGGAGUGAAGGAGGCGGCUGUAUUUCAGUUGAUGUUCCUGGAAAUGGACUGAAGCGUUUCUCAACAGUGGAACUUCUCCAUGUGUUCAUGUGUGGAGCAAGUGUGAACAGUGUGACUCAUGAAGAUGACCACUCGCUGGCUCAGUUGACGGUGUGUUUGUGAAAGCAGGCCACUAUGUCCCAGAUGCUUCAAGUGGAGAUCCCAAACUUCGGCAGCACGGUGCUGAGCUCGCUGAAUGAGCAGCGCAUACUGGGGCAGUACUGUGACGUCUCCAUCCUGGUCAAAGGUCAAGCCUUCAAAGCUCAUCGCGCAGUACUGGCAGCGAGCAGCCUAUAUUUCCGUGACUUAUUCAGCAGCAGCACUAAAGCGCAGUUCGAACUGCCCUCGUCUGUGACGCCGGCAUGUUUCCAGCAGAUCCUCAGCUUCUGCUACACGGGCAAGCUUACCAUGGCGGCCAGCGAGCAGCUUGUGUUGAUGUACACUGCUGGUUACCUGCAGAUCCAGCACAUCGUGGAGCGCGGCAUGGACCUGAUGUUCAAAGCCAACUCGCCGCACUGCGACUCGGCCACUGCCGCCAUGGAUGAUCUAGGCUCGGAGCCGCAGAGUCCCAGUAACAACUCGGGCUCGGUGUUGGGACCACAGGGCUGGUCGCCCUUGCUGCAAGGCCAGACACGCAGAAUAAAGCUGGAGGUAUCCGAUCCGCUGCUUAGCCUCCAGAACAUCAGUGGUGGUAAAAAACCCUCAAACGGCGAAAGUGGCCGUUCAACACGGGGCGGCUCGCUGUUCUAUGCCGGAUCCGUGGGGGUAUUUCAACCUGGGGCCGUGCUUUAUCCUGUGGCCCCUGGAGAGCGCUCCAGUCCGGGAGCAUCCAGCCUGCCGACCACCGACAGUCCGACGUCAUACCAGAACGAGGAUGAGGAGCUUGAGGAGGAGCCCUUCGACACUGAUGACGCCUACAGUCAGCUGUGUGGCCGCUCCUCUAACCCUUACGCAAUCACUGAGAAGCCCGAGAUGCCGCUGGCGCUGGAGAACCGUUCCUGUGUUCUGAUUCGUCGGGAUCUGGUGGCGCUGCCUGCCAGCCUAAUCAGUCAGAUCGGUUAUCGAUGCCACCCAAAACUCUACACGGAGGGAGAUCCGGGGGAGAAACUAGAACUAGUAGGAGGUACAGGUGUGUUAAUGACCCGAGGUCAGCUGAUGAACUGUCACCUGUGUGCUGGUAUCAAACACAAGGUGCUGCUCAGGAGACUGUUAGCUACCUUCUUCGACAGGAACACAUUAGCUAACAGCUGUGGGACGGGCAUUCGAUCUUCAACCAGUGACCCGAGCCGAAAACCACUGGACAGUCGAGUCCUGAAUGCUGUCAAACUCUACUGUCAGAACUUCGCACCUAAUUUUAAGGAAAGUGAGAUGAACGUCAUCGCAGCUGACAUGUGCACGAAUGCGCGCCGCGUACGCAAACGCUGGCUGCCCAAAAUCAAGUCCAUGUUGCCUGAUGGUAUGGAGGUGCAUCAGGGCUCUUCUGUGCCCGCGGGUGUGGGUCUAGGCAUGAGCGGGGUCCCACUGGGCAUUCCCCUGCCCUUUGACAACCUGCUGCCCGCUGGUCUGACCCUGGAACAGCGGCUAUACGCCGAGCGCAAAGAAACAAUGAGAACUUGCGUACCGCUGGACGAAGGUGACCCGGAGCCCCUACACGAAGAGGAGCCUGAUGAGGAGGAGGAAACUCAGACUGACAGCCCCGAUGGGACAUCAGGGACGGCUCCUGUCAUUCCCAAAACCAAGGGCGGGGUCAGUGUGACCACGCAUACUGAUAGGCAGCAGAAGGAGGAGUUUGAGGAGGGCCUAAACGGGCAGUAAUUGGU
Molecule: messenger RNA, 3067 nt
Organism: Xyrauchen texanus (razorback sucker)
Lineage: Eukaryota; Metazoa; Chordata; Actinopteri; Cypriniformes; Catostomidae
Product: nucleus accumbens-associated protein 2-like
Exons: 6
Coding region: 1383-3062 (559 amino acids)
Biological process (GO): regulation of transcription by RNA polymerase II
Molecular function (GO): DNA-binding transcription factor activity, RNA polymerase II-specific; protein binding; RNA polymerase II cis-regulatory region sequence-specific DNA binding
Source: RefSeq, a predicted model, not a curated record